Messenger RNA from Drosophila grimshawi, 534 nucleotides. RefSeq lists its product as uncharacterized. The transcript is spliced from 2 exons. Lineage: Eukaryota; Metazoa; Arthropoda; Insecta; Diptera; Drosophilidae. The record is from RefSeq and is a predicted model, not a curated record. Bases 33 to 431 code for a protein of 132 amino acids.
AACAAUCCGAAGUGAUUGAUAAAAUAACCACAAUGGAAGUGAAUCAAACUUUGAAGGACGAUGAGAAUGAGGAUGAGAUCUCUUUGCAGCCGAGCGGCAGUCGCACUCUGGCCAAAUCCCGUUUGAAUCCCGAAGCAGCCGAGUUUGUGCCCAGUUUGUCCAGUCAUUUGCUGGCCACCAAAAUAUUCGAUGAGUUAGUGAACUACACUCGCUGGAGCAGCAACAACAACUUGGAGGAGGAUAUCUCGUAUGGACCACGUCACGAUGCCAUUUGGAGCGAGAGCUUCAAUCAAUUCGAAACCCAAUCGAUUCACAUGGAAUCCUCACAGCACCUGGAACAAUUGUCGCUGAAGGAACGAUCUGGCAGCGAUGUGGAUCCCGAUGCUGCAUCGGGGCCAAGAGGACGCUGUUGUCCCUGCCAACUCAUGUAGAGUGUGCCAGUGUGUGUGGGAAUGUGUGUGUGCCUGUGUGUAUUUGUGUGUGCUUAGCCUUUUGGGUGCUUUUAUCCCACACUCAUUAAAGUGCAUAAACUCU